AUGGGACUUAUUGGGUUUCUACCACAAUUCUCACCGUCAUAUGAUGUGUUGUCUGGAGACACUUCAUUCAUUGUCAGUAUGGAACUACCAGGUUCACCAUCAGAAUUAGAUGUUCAAGUUGGAAUGAUUGAUCGCCGAACACUAGUAAUCCGUGGUACUAAAGAAGAUUACAAACGUCCAAAUGAUUCUUAUGUUAAGGUUCCACAAACAUCGGUCGGCCAUUCUCCGAUACGAUAUGGUCACUUUAACCAAGUUAUCACCUUUGACUCUGAUAUCUCUACAGAACUAGUCAAUGCAUCAAGGUGCGAUGGUCAUUUUAUUGUUAUUCUUCCUAAAAGAUUCCUCCCAAUACCUCCUCUUUAA
Molecule: messenger RNA, 363 nt
Organism: Cavenderia fasciculata
Lineage: Eukaryota; Evosea; Eumycetozoa; Acytosteliales; Cavenderiaceae
Exons: 1
Coding region: 1-363 (120 amino acids)
Source: RefSeq, a predicted model, not a curated record